AUGGAUGGCCAGGCCGCGCCGGGCCGCGGGCCGCGGGCCAGAGGCACUGAGGAGGCGCCCGCAGGAGCUCCGAUGAGAAUGCACCUCCCCUGCCCUGGAAUGGGCAUGGAGCGGCCGGCGGCCGGGGAGCUGCAGGGCGCCGAGGCGCUGCGGCGCUUCCAGGGGCUGCUGCUCGACCGCCGCGGCCGACUGCACGGCCAGCUGCUGCGCCUGCGCGAGGCGGCCCGGCGCCUGCAGCGCCUGCGCAGACGCUCCCAGGCGGCCCGCGUGGCCGGCAGCGCGCUGAGCGCCGCGGGCGCCGUCACCGCGCUCGUGGGGCUGUCGCUCAGCCCGCUCACCCUGGGCGCCUCGCUGCUGGCGUCGGCCGUGGGGCUCGGGGUGGCCACGGCCGGGGGGGCCGUCACCGUCACGUCCGACCUCUCCCUGAUCGUCCGCCACGCCCGGGAGGUGCGCCGCGUGCAGGAGAUCGCGGCCGCCUGCCAGGACCAGAUGCGCGAGCUGCUGAGCUGCCUCGAGUUCUUCUGCCGCUGGCAGGGCCGCGGCGACCGCCGGCUGCUGCAGAGCGGCAGGAGCGCCUCCAUGGCCCUGUACAACGCCGUCUACUUCAUGGUCUUCUUCGGCUCCCGCGGCUUCCUCGUCCCCCGUCGGGCCGAGGGCGCCGCCAAGGUGAGCCAGGCCGUGCUCAAGGCCAAGGUGCAGAAGCUGGCCGAGAGCCUCGAGGCCUGCACGGGGGCCCUGGACGAACUCAGCGAGCAGCUGGAGGCCACCGUCUGGCUGCGCACCAAGGCCAGACGACGGGACCGCGACCUCAGGAUCGCUGCGGACCAGCCCUCGGCGCUGUGGUUCAGAGAACAUCCUUUCUCCUAA
Molecule: messenger RNA, 867 nt
Organism: Pipistrellus nathusii (Nathusius's pipistrelle)
Lineage: Eukaryota; Metazoa; Chordata; Mammalia; Chiroptera; Vespertilionidae
Source: the annotation of a GenBank genome assembly